Ochlerotatus camptorhynchus is the source of this 1226-nucleotide messenger RNA. RefSeq names its product nucleoporin Nup43-like. Gene Ontology annotation, cellular component: nuclear pore outer ring. Lineage: Eukaryota; Metazoa; Arthropoda; Insecta; Diptera; Culicidae. The record is from RefSeq and is a predicted model, not a curated record. The coding region runs from base 68 to 1186 and encodes 372 amino acids. The transcript is spliced from 2 exons. Gene Ontology annotation, molecular function: protein binding.
GCAACGAUCGAUCCUACCAAACCGGUCCCUUCUCCGUGCAUCCAGAUCGAACGAAAACCGCCCGAAAAUGGUUCCGGAAACGACCAAAGUGAACAGUACCUUCAUUUCGGAGAAAGUAUCCCGCAUCCGCUGGAUCCCGGAGCAGUACGACGAAUCGAACUCGUUCAUCACCGGUAGCUGGGAUCUGGACGUGAACAAUCUGAAAGUGUGGAAGCUCGUCCGGAACGAUUACGCUGACGAUGAGAAUGAAUUCGUGCCGAAAUGUACGGCGGAGAUUUGCUUCCCCGGCGAUCUCAGCGGGCUGGAGUUUGUCGACGAGCGCAAUGUGGUCAUUUCUAGCACGGGAGGAUUCGUAAGUUUGAUCGCCCUGGACCGGGAGAAAGACGAGAACAAUCUCCAGGAACGGCAUCGAUUCAGUGACCUGCACAAGUUCGACACGUUCAGCAGCUUGAAUGCUGCACCGUGCACGGGACUGUCGGUACACGACACCGAUGUGGCAACCGUUGGUGAAGACGGCCGCUUGAAUGUUUUGUCCACGGUUAGCCAGUCGGUGCUCCGGAGCAUUGCCAGUGCCGAUAGUUGCACCAUCAGCUGUGUGGCAUUUCUGAAUCCGAAGGAAGUGCUCACUGGUAACCGGUUGGGAACAAUUAAGUGCUUUGACAUCCGGGCCGAGGGUCAGAAAGCGGUCGGUAGCUUCGCGGUAUCCUGUGAGGAUGAAAAGCGAUCCAACUGUGUCACCUGUAUUGCAUACCAUCCGACGCAGAGGCAUAUCAUUCUAGCCGGUAGCGAGGAAGGUUCGAUAACCGUCUGGGACCUGAGACAGCCACAGUUUCCAGCUUCCUACCUGAAGGCACACGACCACGCGAUCAGUGAGUUGGCGUUCCACCGAACGCAACCAUCCAGGCUUUUCUCUGCGUCCGAGGGCGGCGAAUUGUGGCAGUGGAAUCAGAAUACUAUGCCAACGGCCACCGGUGGAAUGUUGAGCGGAACUACAACGGUGAACGAAUCUUCUUCGUCGGAUACCAACAAUCCAUGGUUGAACGGGGAACGAGCCAAGAGCAAGAUCAACGUUACCUCACUGCUAAGUGGCAUCCGGAAGGCAAUCAACUCAUUCGAUUCCUGUCGUUCGAAGAUCAUUUGCGGCGGAGACAACGAAGCCAUUUAUUUGUUGGAAAAUUUAAAUUAAGGUUACUGCAUUUUAUUGAGGAAUAAAUGUAUUUUAGUUC